Messenger RNA from Suillus subalutaceus, 1902 nucleotides. RefSeq names its product Alpha/Beta hydrolase protein. Lineage: Eukaryota; Fungi; Basidiomycota; Agaricomycetes; Boletales; Suillaceae. The transcript is spliced from 15 exons. The record is from RefSeq and is a predicted model, not a curated record. The coding region runs from base 1 to 1503 and encodes 500 amino acids.
AUGUUUAUCACUGCGCGAUCUGUUUUGCUUGCGCUAGAAGUCUUGUCUGCCACCGUAUCUGUACCCAUCGUCAACUUGGGUUAUGCCCGGUACCAGGGAUCAGUUGACACGGCGACAAACAUCACCAGUUUCCUUGGAAUACGCUACGCAGCCCCUCCAGUCGGCGGCUUGAGAUGGGCAGCUCCGCAGCCACCAUUGACCGUCUCUGGGGUUCAACAAGCUACCACACAACCAAACGAAUGCAAUCAAGCAGUCAUAGGCAACUCUCCGACAAAUCCGUUUGAAAGCACCUCUUUGAGGAAAAGGGCUAUUAGUCAAUCUGAAGACUGCUUAUUCUUGAAUGUAUACACUCCUGGAAGUGAAAUGGUGGCCACUUCGGCAGGAGGGCUACCAGUCGUCGUUUGGAUUCACGGAGGAGGGUAUACUGAAGGAGCCAUAAGCGAAUUCAAUGGCGCAGAUCUAAUUAUAGAGUCGAGUUAUGGUGUCAUCGCUGUCUUACUUCAGUACCGUCUCGGUUUAUUCGGUUUUCUUCCUGGUGAAGCGGUCAAGGAAGGGGGUGCACUCAAUGCUGGACUACUCGACCAGAAUUAUGCGUUACAGUGGGUGCAGACCUACAUAAGCAGCUUCGGCGGCGACCCCACGAAGGUCACAAUUUGGGGAGAGUCCGCUGGUGCCGGUUCAGUGAUACAACAUAUCGUUGCUCAUGGAGGAAACACGCAGCCUCCCCUCUUCAGAACCGCCAUGACUAGUUCUACGGCCUCGCGACCCCAAUACAACUAUAAUGACCGGAUUCCGGAGAUGUUGUAUAGUGAAGUCGUCAAUGGAACAAACUGUGCCUCAAGUUCGGAUACCCUCUCUUGUUUGCGCGCUGCAGACGUCAAUACUCUACAGACCUUGAACUAUAACAUCAACGUCAACGACUUCUUUGGCAUGUUCGCAUUCGUCCCUGUUGUGGAUGGCACUUUCAUCUCGGAGAGGCCUACCGUGACGAUAAGGAAAGGUCGUUUGAAUGGCAACUAUCUCCUUGCUGUGACCAAUUCGCACGAGGGGGUCACUUUCGUCAACCAAUCGAUGACAUUGGAUGUUGCAGAUUAUGUCAAGACGCUUUUCCCGAAUUUCGGUCCUGCUCAAGUUGCUGGAGCGGUAGCGCUGUACCAGAACUAUGGAAGUAACGUUAACCAAGCAAGUCUUGUGAUAGGUGAAUCAAUAAUCGUCUGCCCCACGUAUUAUCUCCUCUUAGGAUUUGGAGAACGAGCUUGGAAAGGCGAGUUUGCAAUCCCGCCUGGCCUGCAUGGAAAUGAUAUUCCGUACUACUUCACCUCAUAUGGAUACACCCCAGGGGAUAUCACGCCUUCCUGGACAUCUUGGCAACAUGAUUUGACGGAGAUGAAGUUCAACAAGACAUUCGCGGGAGCACCCGACGUUCACACUUUCAAGACUGAUAGCGCCUUGCUGGAGCGUUGCGCGUACUGGCUAAGCGUAUCAGCGUAUUCAGCGCAAUGAAUGGAAUUUGAGCGCUGCUCUGGCAUCUACGUGAGCUGAAUAGUCUUGCGACAUGUUUGUCACCCGUAUGUCUCCAUCCAGCAGCUUGUCACAAAUGCUCUGGUUGUAAGAUCAUUAUGCGGCGAGACUUUUGCGUCAAUCAAAAUAUCCAUUGAUUUAUCAGUUGGCAACGACCCUACCACCAUCCUUACUAUACGUAGCCUGCUGGUGAUGUCUAGAACUUCCAGUCUGAGUAUAUCCACUGUCAGGCCUUCCCAAGACGACCCUAUCGCAACGGAGAUGCAUAAUUCUUUUGCACCGCAAAAAUAUUGUCAGCAGGUUUCGAACCUACUCCAAGAGAAACAGAUUUCGACUCUGAAACUUGCCAUUCGGCACGUUUUGAACCUGCGUCAAAGAGAG